CAUUGGCUCCGCGCGCCCGGCCUCCUCCUCUACCAUUGGUCCGCGCUUUGUCCCGUUUCUACCUUCGGUCCGGUCGGGCGCCGCUCCCCAGUGAGAAAGGUUCCGGCCUGAGCCAUGGCCGCCUCGGCGGAGCCCGCAGUGAAGCCGCUCCAGGGGGCCAUGAAACUAGCCAAAGGGGCCCUGGAGCUGGACGCCGGGGAUAAGCCCCGGGAAGCCUACGUGGAGUACCUCAAGAGCAUCCACUACAUCUCCCAGGCCUUGCUGGAAGAGGCCACAGCGGCCAAAGCUGAUGGAAGUGAUGUGACUCCUGAUACUCCCAAGAUGCUAAAAGUAGCAGAGCAAUGCCUGGAAAGAGCCAAGAGCAGUGUCACCAAAAUCGGAAAAGGAAAAGCGAAGCUGGCGGCGGAGCGGAUUUUGGGGCCGGCCCCCACUUCCCGGCACCGGAGGGUCUAUUCGGACGAAGGGGGCAAGCUCUCGCCUUUCUUGCCUCCUGAAAUGUUCCAAAAGCUGCAAAUCACCGAAGUCCAGAGCGGCAAGAAGGAGCUGACACCAUUGGAAGAGGCUUCGCUGCAGAACCAGAAGCUGAGGGCCACCUACGAGGCCCGUCUAGCGAGGCUGAACCCCAGCCAAGCCAUGCAGAAGACCUCUCUGACGCUUUCCCUGCAGCGGCAGAUGAUGGAGAACUUGGUGAUCGCCAAAGCAAGGGAAGAGACACUUCAGCGGAAGAUGGAAGAGCGCCGUCUGCGGCUGCAAGAAGCUGCCAACAGGAGGUUCUCCAGCAACGCCGUGCUGACCCCAGAGGAACAGGAGCAGCGCGCCAUUUAUGCCGCCAUCUUGGAGUAUGAGCAAGAUCAUGACUGGCCUAGGUCUUGGAAGAUCCAGCUGAAGAAGAAUCCCAAUGACCUCUCCUUGGUAUCCAAACUCAUCUCCCACCUUCUCAGCUUUGCAGACCACCCCAUCUGCCAGCUGCUGAAGAAGCUCCAAUGCUCGGUCUACAGCCGCGUCUACCCUCUGGUCAGCUGCAGCGCUGCCUCCUCCGACCUGCGUGGCUCCAGCAAGGUCUCCCGGGGCCUGUCCCUGUCCUCCUCACUGGAUGCAGCCGAGGCGUUCCUCUCCCCAGCCCCCGAAGGCAGACGUCUGCGCUCCUCCCAGAGCCUCCACUCCAUGUUUUCUGUUCAGGAGAACAACAAGCUCAACCUGCGCCACAGCCUCUCUGGCACUCCCUUCAUUGAGGACCAGGGUGUUGGAGUCCCCGCUGCGGGAUCCGGGCCCCUCCUGGAAGAGCUGCCCUCAGCCCCAGCCGAGCGGGAGAGCUCCUUCGAGGACUUGGAACAGUUCCUCUCUGCUUCAGAGCGGUGGCCAGUGCGGACACCGACUGGCAGGAAGGCCUCCCAGCAGGAGCAGCUGAAAGCCACCGUGAAGGACAUCCACAAUGCCAUCGACAGGCUGCUCUCCUUAACGCUGCUGGCUUUCGAGGGCCUCAAUACGGCGGCUGCCAAGGACCAGUGCGUGGCGCGGCUGGAGGAGGCCUUCUUCGCCCCACUCUGGGCCCCGCUCUUGGCCGUCUACAGAAAUGUCUACAAGGCCCGGGAGGCAGCUCUCUCUCGGAGCAUGGAGCUGCACCGGAAUGUGGCCCCAUCGGACGCCGGCAUUUCGGCCAAGCUCCUCCCGCAGGGCAGCCACACCAGGGGACCCGGGGCCUGUCCGUAUGGUGCGGCCGUCCAGGAACUGAUGCUCCUUCCCCUCGGCUCCUGUCCCCAAAAGAAGCUGGAGUGCAUCGUGCGGACCUUGCGAAUUAUCUGUGAAUGUGCAGAGGAAUACUGUGGGAGCUCUGAAGGCAGGCCUCAUCCAGCAUCAGCCGCCAUUGGGGCUGAUGAUCUGCUCCCGAUCCUGUCCUUCGUGGUCCUGAAGAGCAACCUUCCCCAGCUGGUCUCGGAGUGCGCGGCUUUGGAGGAGUUCAUCCACGAAGGGUACCUGAUUGGAGAGGAGGGCUAUUGCCUGACCUCUCUGCAGAGCGCCCUUUCCUACGUGGAGUCUCUCCACCGGCCGGUCCUGGAGAAGUAGCCCUGCCUUGCCCUUGACCCUUGCACAACAGAAGCAGCAGAUGUUAGCCAUAGGGGACACAUGGCCAUCCCUCCAAAAA
Anolis sagrei ordinatus is the source of this 2143-nucleotide messenger RNA. The record is from RefSeq and is a predicted model, not a curated record. Lineage: Eukaryota; Metazoa; Chordata; Lepidosauria; Squamata; Anolidae.